AAAAGAGACUGUUUUUACUGUCAUUUGAAAAGUAAUGAAAAAUACUGUAAUUUUGAAUUAAACUCUUGCAGUGUUCUGAAAAUUUUACACUAUAGCAAUGUAAGUGUAAUGCAAAAAAGAAAAAGGCUUUAUAUUAAAGUUUCUCAUUUUCCUAAACCUAGGAUGGUAAGCGGAUGUUUGGCACCUAUUUUCGUGUUGGUUUUUAUGGAACCAAGUUCGGGGAUUUGGAUGAACAGGAGUUUGUUUACAAGGAGCCUGCAAUAACCAAACUUGCAGAAAUAUCUCACAGAUUAGAGGGAUUUUAUGGAGAAAGAUUUGGAGAGGAUGUGGUUGAAGUAAUCAAGGACUCUAAUCCUGUAGACAAGUGUAAAUUAGAUCCUAACAAGGCAUACAUUCAGAUUACCUAUGUGGAGCCAUACUUUGACACAUACGAGAUGAAGGACAGAAUCACAUAUUUUGACAAAAAUUACAACCUUCGCCGUUUCAUGUACUGCACACCCUUCACUUUAGAUGGUCGCGCCCAUGGUGAACUCCAUGAACAAUUCAAACGGAAGACCAUUUUAACUACUUCUCAUGCCUUUCCUUAUAUUAAAACAAGGGUCAAUGUCACUCACAAAGAAGAGAUAAUCUUAACACCAAUUGAAGUUGCUAUUGAAGACAUGCAGAAAAAGACACAGGAAUUGGCAUUUGCAACACAUCAGGAUCCAGCAGACCCCAAAAUGCUUCAGAUGGUACUCCAGGGAUCUGUAGGUACAACUGUGAAUCAGGGGCCUCUGGAAGUCGCCCAGGUUUUCCUAUCUGAAAUACCCAGUGAUCCAAAACUCUUCAGACAUCAUAAUAAACUGCGACUCUGCUUUAAAGAUUUUACUAAAAGGUGUGAGGAUGCCUUAAGAAAAAAUAAGAGCUUAAUUGGACCAGAUCAAAAGGAGUAUCAAAGGGAACUGGAGAGAAACUAUCAUCGCCUUAAAGAGGCUCUACAGCCACUGAUAAAUAGAAAGAUUCCUCAGUUGUACAAGGCAGUGUUGCCUAUCACUUGCCACAGAGAUUCCUUCAGUCGAAUGAGCCUUCGCAAAAUGGAUCUCUAAAAUAAAUGCACUUGUUUUACUCAUUUUAAAAGAGCCAUGUGUUCAACAUUAAGUGUGAAAAUAAGAGCUAUUAAAAAAUAGAACUUGGGAUGUAAUUCUGGAAAUUUUAACAAUUAACUCAUUGAAGAAUGCCAAAAUGAUUUCAAAUGUAGACUUAAAAGUUUGAGAAUCAUGGCUAUGGUUUCUAACAUUCUGGUAACAUGCUAUUGUUUUUUAAAGACAUUUUAAUGACUCCAAGGUACACUAUACAUUUACCAUUAUUUAUACCACAGCUAAUGUUAUUUACUUUACAUUCAUAUUUUUUAAUUUAUAUUACCAUUUAUAGAUUCAUUUUGGAACCAUUUUAAAUGUAGUAAUACUUAUUUUAAAGGUACUAUUAAAUGUGAAUGUUUACACU
Molecule: messenger RNA, 1482 nt
Organism: Castor canadensis (American beaver)
Lineage: Eukaryota; Metazoa; Chordata; Mammalia; Rodentia; Castoridae
Source: RefSeq, a predicted model, not a curated record